AUGGGGAAGAAGAAGUUCAUAGACAAGAAGAAUUCCGCCACCUUUCAACUCUUCGCGCGGGAUUCCUCUUCCUGCGACCCUGCCGCACCCCCGGCCUCCGGUGAUGCCGAUCGCGUCUUCGUCCGCGUUGACAACAACCCGCACUACUCCGCCCCCGAGUCCUUCGGCGAAGAUGGAGCUGACGAGAACGGCGGCCACCAAAAUGACGUUGUCGAUGACGAGUAUUUGGAUCCUUAUUCUGUCUUCGCCGAUGCUGCAGAUGGCACCGACGAGGAUGAUGGUCCGCCUUUCUCCGGCGGCGGUCCAAUGGCUCGACCUGACGGGGCGCCGCUUCCCGAUCAAGUGAGGAGGGAGAUUUUAGAGCUCGGGCUGCCGGACGAUGGAUACAAUUACCUCGCACAUCUUCGCGAGAUCAGGAAAUCCGGCGGGGGCUCUAACUAUUACGAGAAUAGCAAGGCGAAACUCGACAGUCUGCCGCUUGACGUGAGGGCUUACGACGCUUCACGGCUCCGGAUAAAGCCAGAGGCCGGUGACGUUGGCACGGAUGCCAUAUAUGAUGUUGCCGCGAAGACGGUAGGUGUGAAGAUUGACAAGGCUGUGGAUCCUGACGUAGUCAGGUUACUCGAUGACAGUGACCUGUCGAGGUUUGGAUCGGACGUGGAGGACUUGGAGGAAGAUUUCGUUGCCAGGGCCAACUGUCUAGGAGAAGCGGAAGAAGAUGGUAAUUCUGUUUCUAAUACCACAGAUGGGAACACGAUGCCUCGUCAUGAGCAUGAUGCAUUUGGGGAGGAUGAGUCGUCUGAGGGACAAAGUUUGGAUAAUGAAAAUGAGGAUUGUUCAAGGAAUUCGGGGAGAGAAAGAAAAACGGACUUGGAAGAUAUCGAUAAAAAAAGACGUCGAAGGCCACUGGAUGAGCAGUUUGAUCUGGUAGUGCAUCAGACUUAUCCUUCAUAGAUUAGGGUGACACACUUCCUGUUUACAUGCUCUUUGUCGUUCUCGAAGUCUGAACAUUUCGGUUUUAUGAAAUUCUCUUUGCUAAACGGUUGUCAACUUUUUGGCUUCUAGUCGAUUUAUUUCGUUCGCAUUUUCCAUCUUCUAUUUUCCACCUAAAAGUUGUAGGAAUAAGCAAGUGUUUUCUGUGGGUGAUUUGACCUUUUCUGUUCUGGGCAUUUCGUUUUUUGUGAAAAAAAAUGUUUUGGCAAUUUUAUGACCUAUUCAAUGAGUUUGGGAAUCGCUGGAGUCUUUCCAAGCGAUGUACAUGCUUAAUGUUACCUGAGAUCUUUAGCCUGCAUUAUCCUUAUUUUUUGCUUACUCAAAGCUCUCCACUGGCAUCCAAUGAUCUUUGUUCCAUUUAUUUUUGUUUUGAUUUUUUUCUGAAAAGCUUAUAUGUCAUCUUUGAUUAUAUUAUUAUUAUCAUUUGGCAAUGAGCCCCAUGCAUCUUCUUAUUCUUCUUUCUUCUCCCCUGGAUGUUUAUGAAAAGCUUGCACUUGUCUUCACUGUGUGACACUGUCUGACGAUUAAACUUACUAAAUUUCCGUAGACUUUCUCUCCCAUUGGGAUUGAACUCACCUCUUUUUUCGACUUCUCGGCCUGUAGAAACCUCUCCAUUCCUUUCAUCCUCAGUCUUCUCGAGUAUCAUUCGUUCGGUGAUAAGAAAUUAGUAGUAGGUCGGGGAACCAUGAUCACUUCCCAUGUCUUCCUAUGUCAUUUACUGGGUUUUAUGUAAAACCCAUCACCUUGUCCUAGUGCCAAAUGGAAGCCAGAACAUCGCAUACCUACGUAUUUGGUAAUUGAAGAUUGAUUAUGCACUCUGUAUCUCCCUUGACUUUUGUAAAAAACUGUUCAGUGGUCUAUUGUAACGGGAGUAUGUAGAGCGGUCAUCCAGUUAUAAUCUAAUGCAUGGACCAUGCUGACAGGUAAUCUGGUCGUACUUAUUUUCCUGGAGAUCUUACACAUGGAAUUUCAGCUAAAUCUUUUGCCCUAAUGCCAGUCUUUUGGUUCAUGAAUGUUAGGCAACGUGGAAAAUUGCAUUGCCUUAUGACAAUUGCAUGGGGGAUCUUUUGUUUCUCCAUCGAUAAUCUUUCUAUCAGUCAUUGAUCCGUCAUAUAUGUUAAUGUUUUCUAUGUAAUGAAGGAGUACUCUCUAAACUAUAUGUUGCAACACUCCCACGCUUUCACAAAUGGAUAUAAACCAUUGGGAAAUUGUUUUUUAGGUGGAAUUUUUCAAUGAAAUAACCAAAUGGAAAAGUUACCUCAAUCGUCAUAUACCGAGAACUGUAGACUCUUCGAACAAAUCCCUUGUCAAUCUUCGAAAAAUGGUGUUAAAUUUUUUGUCGAUGUAUUUCCAACAUCAUCAUAAUCAUGAAUUUUAAAUUGCUUAAUUUGCAACUUAUACGGACGAGUUCAGUAACAUGUUUUACUCUUUUUUAUCCAGCUCAUGGUUCAUGAAUAUGGUGAUGACAGUAAUAGUGACGAUGAUUGUUAUGUCGAAAAUAAACCCGAAGAAUUACUUGCCCCUGAGCUUAAACAUGCCCUAAAGGAGUUCCCAAAGGAGGAACUAGAUUUUGAAGAGACAUACAAAGUUCCAGCAGACUUCUUACGCCAGGAUCAAACGACCAUCAGUAGUCAGCUGGUGGAAUCAUCUGCAGAUGUUCUGCUCAAGUGCGUGGAGUAUGCUCAGAUGUACAGUCAGGAAGACGACAAUAAUGAAAAAGUGCUAAUAUUUGAGGAAAGCAGCGACGAAUCUGAGAUUUGGGACUGUGAAACUAUAGUUUCUACAUAUUCGAAUGUUGAUAACCACCCUGGAAGAAUUCAAGUUCCAGGAAAGUCUGAUAGGAAACGUCAAGUUCCUGAUUUGGUUUCUGUGGUCUCAAGCGAAAAGAGUAAAAUUAUUGCUCUUCGGGGUAAGGAAAUGCUUCCAGUAGACUUCUUACCACAAAGUAGAAGAACUCCUGUCGAGAAGGACAAGAAAUCCGCAAUCACAGGACCUGAGCAACUAAAGAGACGGCCAAAUGAAUCAAAGGAGGAAAAGAAAGAGCGCAAGGUAACUACCAUUCUUUGCCUAUCAAUUACUCUGCAUGAGCUUAAUUCUGAGAAAGAACUAAGACCAAAUAUUGCUUCUCUGAUUAUGGUUAUCUGCUUUUCUGUUGUCAUAUGUGGCUUUUGAACAAAAUGCCACAUAUGAUUCAUGAAUCUAGCCAGAUUUGCGUGCGAUUAUAUCCCAUCUGGUAUCUGCAUCAUAGUCUAUAUAGCCUAAGAAGAGGAUGGAUGUGGAGUUUGACUCUGUUGCUUGAGAUUAGUCUCCCUCCGUUUUUCCAGAAAUAAAUGAAGGAAUAAAUAAACGAAAAUAUGAAUACAUUGAUGGGUUUAAUCUGUUUGCACCGUGCAGGCUGCCGUGAAGGAAGCGAGAAGGGAGGCCCGCCAUUCGAAGAAACAGCUGAAAGAAUUGUACAAGUGCGAAUCCCAGCUGGCCCAGAAGCUGGCUGCCGUUUCGGGGCCUUCCUCUAUCCAUCUCAUGUGA
Molecule: messenger RNA, 3519 nt
Organism: Spirodela intermedia
Lineage: Eukaryota; Viridiplantae; Streptophyta; Magnoliopsida; Alismatales; Araceae
Source: the annotation of a GenBank genome assembly